Molecule: messenger RNA, 804 nt
Organism: Eurytemora carolleeae
Lineage: Eukaryota; Metazoa; Arthropoda; Copepoda; Calanoida; Temoridae
Exons: 7
Coding region: 34-804 (256 amino acids)
Biological process (GO): urea transmembrane transport
Cellular component (GO): plasma membrane
Molecular function (GO): urea transmembrane transporter activity
Source: RefSeq, a predicted model, not a curated record
UUGGAUUUAGUUCUAGUGUAAGCUGGAUAACAGAUGAAAAUGGAAACAUUUUUUAUCUCAAAAUUUAUUUGGAUAAGUCUGGCAAGCCUUGCUCUGAGCCAGGGACUUGAUCCUCCAAACAUUGAACCGUCAUCUGAUCAACCUCUUCUUGAAAUCCCUUUCAUUGACUCAUCAGCAGCUGAAACUUUACCCUCUUCUCCCAUUGAAUUUCCAAAAGCAGGUGAAGUGGCGCCAUAUUUUUCUUCUGAACUCCCACCAACAGCUGAUUCUUUGCCGCCAUCUUUGUCUGAACACCCACCAACAGCUGAUUCUUCGCUGCCAUCUUUGUCUGAACUUCCAUCAAUAGCUGAUUUAUCACCUUCGUCUUCUUCUGGUCAAUCAGCAUUAUUUGGAAAAGAAUCACUAAACGAGAAUUCAGAGUCCAGCUCAUUAUCUGCUCUUGCUUCAUGCUCUGAGCAGGUUCUAGAAAAACGACGCUAUUUGAUCACAAAUAACCUGACACGGUCUGGUGUGACGUCAUCAAUUCAAUUUGAGGAAACCCUGCUUAUUUUCACAAUCAUUUUUGUCAGUGCUAUGGUUAUUGCCGGAGUGUAUAAUACUAUUCAGGGUGCUUUCUAUGACGAGGAUGGGAGUCUAGAUGCAUCCUUUGAUGCAGGAGGAAAUGUUGGCGUUGGAAUCACUGCAGCAACUUUAGUUUCUCAGUGGACUUGGGCAGCUACACUUCUUCAGUCCUCUUCAGUCGGAGCUAAGUUUGGAAUCAGUGGUCCUUACUGGUACGCUUCAGGGGCAACAAUACAGGUAUAA